This is a messenger RNA of Magnolia sinica, 300 nucleotides long. RefSeq names its product serine/arginine-rich splicing factor SC35-like. Lineage: Eukaryota; Viridiplantae; Streptophyta; Magnoliopsida; Magnoliales; Magnoliaceae. Gene Ontology annotation, molecular function: RNA binding. Bases 1 to 300 code for a protein of 99 amino acids. The transcript has a single exon. The record is from RefSeq and is a predicted model, not a curated record.
AUGGAGGAGCGGGAGCGCCCUUGGGAGACCGUUUGCCUCAGAAAACUCUCCCAUCGCAAGCCACCCUUCACCAUUUUCGUGGCUAAUCUGACUUUUGACACCUCUGAAGAAGACCUCCUCCAGAUAUUCAGAAAAUAUGGGAAGCUUGUAGGAGUCUACGUCCCUAGGGAUCUGAUCCGUCGAAGAUCUCGAGGAUUUGCAUUCAUAGCCUUCUGUUAUAAGCAGGAGGCUCUCAAUGCCGCGCAAUGCCUCAAUGGAAGGAGAAUCAAUGGGCACAUCGUCUCCUUAGCUUGGGCAUGA